This is a messenger RNA of Priapulus caudatus, 4506 nucleotides long. RefSeq names its product TSC22 domain family protein 1-like. The transcript has 4 exons. NCBI's taxonomy places the organism in Eukaryota, Metazoa, Priapulida, Priapulimorpha, Priapulimorphida, Priapulidae. The coding region runs from base 1178 to 2458 and encodes 426 amino acids. The record is from RefSeq and is a predicted model, not a curated record. Gene Ontology annotation, biological process: regulation of transcription by RNA polymerase II.
CUUCCCUCUCGGUGAAUAAUGUACAUGGGUUCGUCAGAAUUCUAUCGAGAGCAUGCUCGCUAACAUAUAAAUAAUAUAUGAUAUGUCUAUUUUAUAUGCUAUUUAAUACAAACAUAGUUGGAGUUGCUAUAUAUUUCAAAGAUAGAAGGCAGUUGAUCCGGAUCUUCGGUCAUAAGUUUAUCAGCAUGAACUAGGCUAGAUGACGUCACAGCCUCAGUUUCGACGAAGCAGUCUGCCAUCUUUAAUAUUGUGGCUUGUCUAACUUUACGUUAUAGCAAGCACUGAAUCAAUGAAAACUUCAUUGAAUUUCGACAUUUUGACACCUUAUUGUCGUCAACGAUAUAGUGGAAACCGGACAAAUUCAUAUGGCUACUAUGACGAAUUUACAGUGUAGAGGAGCUGAGAACGCGACGUUUUUGAACUGCAACGGCAAGCGUAAAGUAGGACUAUCUGUGUUCAGUUUCGAACUGGCAUCUGAUUGUGAGUGUGACUCAGAAUUUCAAAUAAAACUGUGCCACGACGUGAACAAAAGUGGAAACCCUGUUGAUACCGUCGUGAAUCACAGCGUUAGUAUUCUUUCAGCCACCGACCUGAACGGUAUCGGCAAGGUUGCUGAGGGUGAGCGUACUAACACCUGUCGGUGUCUUGGAGAGAAGUUGUGCAGGUGCCAAGACCGAGGGUCAAUACUGCAGGAAGAAGUGCGUGAAUGUAAACCACUUUUGAUUCUAAACCUAUCUUCUGAAAUAUCAAUACCUACCGCUAAUCUUAGUAGAACCCAUACGCUUUCUCAUUUCCAAUAUCUAUAGCUAUACAUUGGAUUUGUAGUUUAACAAGUACUCGCUCACAGUGUAGUUUUGUGAGUGUUGGGAAAUAAAUCUUAUCUAAUCUAUGGCAUUUAUUUACUACUUGCUAAAACAUCCAUAAAAGGAGUAGGGCCUAGUCGUUAUUGAUCUGUGCCAGAUUGCAGCCUGGACUAUUAGGAAACAAUCUGUUCUUGGGGCCAAGAUCUACAUAGGAAACAGCUGGUGACACACCUCUAGGUGGUGGCAAUGUGGCUUUCCCACUAGUGCAUUCUGGCAAGCUGGAUGUGAUGCAAUUUAUUUAUUAUAAUCGAUCGACGUUCAAAGGCUGAUAAUUCACUGUGUUGUUUCGUAAAAAAAACUUGCAUUUCUGCACAAUGGUGGAUCGAAUCACGGACCUAAAAGUAGUCGAACACAAGGCUGGAAACGCAAAGCUGGGAAUUCCGAUGGUUGAAGAGGACGUUAUGCUGAACAAUGCCGGGCACAGGGCGGCAGACGCGCAGACUGUGACGAUGAAACCGAGCGUCGGCGUCAUGCCGAUCGCCGAUGUGGUCGACGGAGAGAGCGCUCAGAAGAGGAUCAACACGUUCCAGAUCACGAGCGUGCGUCACAACAUGCCCGGCAGCGGCGAGCACGGCGAAGACAGCCAGGACGACCUCGACGAGACGAGUCACAUGGACGAGCUCAGCUCGGACAUCCUCGACAGCUCGAUCAAGACGGACGACCCGAACGUCUGGGACGCGUCGUCGGUCGGCACGGGCGGCAGCGCCACGAGCGACCGCAGUUUAGAGACCACCUCCGUCGCGCCCGGCACGGGUGGCAGCGCCACGAGCGACCGCAGUAUAGAGGCCACCUCCGGCGCGGUCGCGCCCGGCGUGGUCUCGUCUGCCGUGCACGCGAUUGCUCAGAACGGCAGCCACUCGCGCUUCAAGGUUGUCAAAGUGGAGACGCGCGAUCCGUUCAAGCGCGGCCGAUGGACUUGCAAGGACUACCUCGGCCACGACGGCCGCUCGCCCGACCAGCCGCAGCAUGCGCCAUUGCCUGCCGCGGAGCCGCCCAUCGUCGAACCCCUACCCGACGCUCAAGUGCCCGACCCCGCUGCACUGAUGGAAAGCACGGGGUCGAUCCCCGAGGUUGCGUCGACUACCUCGAAGGCCGGGUCCGAGACGUCGGCGGGCGUCCACGCGCUGGCGGCCGCGCUCAGCAGCAACGCGCUUCCGCAGUCGGUGAGAUCCGACGGACUGUCCGGCAACGUGACGGACAUGGCGUCGGCCGUCGGCAGCGUCAACGACACGGCGAGCAGCCACGGCGACCCGGAGUUCGACUUGUCCAGCAUCCACACGACGCAGCAGCUCGAGAGCAUGCUUCCUAAGUACGUGGCCGGCGGAGCGAACGAGAACGGAGGCGACGACGGUGCUUCUAGUAGUACAGUGGCUAUUGACAACAAGAUUGAGCAAGCAAUGGACCUGGUGAAGAGUCACCUGAUGGUCGCCGUGCGCGAGGAGGUGGAGAUCCUUAAGGAGAACAUCGUCUCGCUGAACGAGCGCAUCAGCCAGCUUGAGUACGAGAACAACGUGCUGCGCAACACUGCCACGCCCGAGGUACUCGCACAGCUGCAGCAGCCGAGCCCCACGGCGCCCUCUACGAAGAACACGUAGCGGCGCGGCGCGGCGACGACGACGCCGCCGCUGCCCAUCGACCGUCCCGCCCGCUUCCACGAGCGGGGUUGUCUCGGCUACAUGUGAUACGUUUGUUGUGCGCGCUCGCAACUUCAUGGCCUCCUGAAAUGCUCACACUUGUCACCCCGCCGCGGUGGGGUGGCCGCGCGCGCACUUUUCUCCGGAGAGUGGUUUUUCGGGAUUUCGGGCAGGAAAGUUUUUACAUUUGUUGUGCGCGCGCGCGUGGGUUGCAUUCGUGUGCAUGCGUGUGUUAUUUGUGCCUGGUGCUGACUGGCGCAAAGCUGCUCACUGUCACAAGCGGAGGAGCCACCUUUAGAUAGAUGAAGGAAAUACCGGGCAGGGUUAACGUUGGCAUGGUAAACCAUAACCAAGAUCCUCCUGCUAAUGGAGUACACGGUGGUGCCAUCUAGUGGACAUUUAAGCUGCAAUUAAGUAGUAUAUGACAUUUGUUCACUUGCAUGCAACCUUACUGCUUUGAUUUUGCGACUGGUCGUAGUCAAGCGAGUUGCAUUAAAAGUAGGUGAUCUUGAUAACAGUAUAUUAAUGACAAUAAUAAUAAUAAUAAAUCAUUAAUCGCCGAAUUCAAUCUCGGCGCUCUGGCAUUCUACAAGCAUCGAUAAUCGGAUGGCUGUAACUUGUGUAAUCCUGCCUACCUGUGCAGUGUGGAGUGUGCCUAGCAUUAGUGGGCAUAGAUAUCGUUUGGAUAUGGGUGCAUCACGUAAAUGACCAGCUUUCUACUGUACGCAUAUCUGCUAAGCCUUUUUAAUCUAACUAAAUAAGGCUACGAAACAAAACAUUUAUGCAUGAGCCAGGAGGAAUGUGUAGCUAUAUAUAGAGAAUCAUUAAAAGUGCAAGCAAGUGAGAUGAAUGCUUCAAUCUGGUUUCGGUCACUAGUGAGUCGAUUAAUCCUGCUUCCUCAUUCAAUAUACUAACAGUCUGUAUCUUAAAAGAAGGCGUGGUAAAGCCUUUGUGCCAUGUAUUUGCCGUAUUCUUUCCGGCUAUGCUCGUUGCAGUUUAUACUCUGCAAUGCUUCAGUUAUUAAUGAAACUCUUGGUUAGUUGAAAGUUGUUGGUUAUUUUGAAGUUGUCUUUGAAUUAUAAUUUAGCGUCUGUGUAUUUUGUUAGAAGGUGAUGUGUAUUGUCUUGCCACGAGAUACCUUCAAACGGUGAAUGAAGAUUCCAGUCUAUGAUGUACAUACCGUUUCGUGAAAGAUUCGCAACAAAGAUUUUGUUCUGUGACAGUAUUAUAAUUUUUAUUACACGAUGUCUGAAUUUAUAGUGUCGGUCUGACGUGAUGUCAAGUCACAAGAUGCUGACAGACUAUGCUGCUGCCAAAAGGCAGUGUGGUGGAGAGGCUGAGAAGCAUGCAGCCUGUGAGAGUAGUGCGAGAAUGGUGACACAGAGAUAGCAAGAUUGUGUGUUCUUCACUCGUGAUUACUUCGGCUGUCAACGUAGUGUGAGCUCUCAGUGGCAGUGAGAUGUAGCUGUGUCUGGGAGCAAAUGACCAGUGUGGCUGUAUAAUCUCCAUCAUUAUCGAUCGGUUUCGGGUAAUUAUUAUUACUUGGUUUAUGUAUUUCAGGAGUUUCAGGUUUGAUAGCUGCAUUCAUUCUCAAGCUUGUGCCUUGUUCGUGCGGUACGUUAUGUCUCCUCUGAUUGAGCGCCACCCUAAUAAUAUAUUACACGUGUAAUUAAGCAUUAAUAAUAAGCUAUGGAUAAGUAACAAGAAAGACGGAGAAACAAUGAGACAGAGUGACAGCCAAGCAAACUUAAUGGAGAAUGAUUCAUUCAAUACCUACAUAAAUAUGUGGCGAUGUUUUUGAGACUGGUGGCAUGUUGUUACUUGUAACUCACGUGUGUAUAUACGGUAGGCAUUGUAUAAAGAGCGUAGACUGCUGUUGGACAAUUGCCGCUCAUUGUAACAUGUCCAGACGAGAGACUAUUUUAUGCAAAGUGCGGUAAUUUGGCUUAAGAUGUUUAAAUUUUAAAAAUACAAUGUGCUAUUUGUGAUUAAAGCCAAUCAUCAAUCAA